GGAUUUUACUCUGUGUGCCUUAAUCUUCUCUAGGUAGAGGACCAUAAACCAGAUCUCUGUUUUGUACUCUUACUUCAAGCAGAAUGGAAGCUCAUAAACUCCUGUCUCUGGGAUGUAUCUUCUUGCCCCUGCUGCUUUUUCAGCAGGCCUGGGCUCAAUUCCCACGGGAAUGCACCACCGUUGAGGCUUUGAGAAGUGGUGAGUGUUGCCCAGACCUGUCCCCUGUGUCUGGGCCUGGGACAGACCAGUGUGGCUCAUCAUCCGGGAGGGGCAGGUGUGAGGCUGUGAUUGCAGACUCACGGCCCCACAGUCCCCACUACCCCCAUGAUGGCAGAGAUGAUCGGGAGGCCUGGCCCAUGCGGUUCUUCAAUAGGACAUGCCACUGUAAUGGCAAUUUCUCAGGACACAACUGUGGGACUUGCCGUCCUGGGUGGAGAGGAGCUGCCUGCGACCAGAGGGUUCUCACAGUCAGGAGAAAUCUUCUGGACUUAAGUAAAGAAGAAAAGAACCACUUUAUCCAGGCCUUGGAUAUGGCAAAGCGCACAACUCAUCCUUUAUUUGUCAUUGCCACCAGGAGAUCAGAAGAAAUAUUGGGUCCAGAUGGCAAUACGCCACAAUUUGAGAACAUUUCCAUUUAUAACUACUUUAUUUGGACACACUACUAUUCAGUCAAAAAGACUUUCCUUGGGGCAGGGCAGGAAAGCUUUGAAGUGGAUUUCUCUCAUGAGGGACCAGCUUUUCUCACAUGGCACAGGUACCACCUACUGCGUUUGGAGAGAGACAUGCAGGACAUGUUGCAAGAGCCUUCUUUCUCCCUUCCUUACUGGAAUUUUGCAACUGGGAGAAACGUUUGUGAUAUCUGCACUGAUGACUUGAUGGGAUCAACUAGCAACUUUGAUUCCACUCUUAUAAGCCCGAACUCUGUCUUUUCUCAAUGGCGAGUGCUCUGUGACUCUUUGGAAGAUUAUGAUACCCUGGGAACGCUUUGUAACAGCACUGAGAAUGGGCCAAUUAGGAGAAAUCCGGCAGGAAAUGUGGCUAGACCAAUGGUGCAACGUCUUCCUGAACCACAGGAUGUCGUUCAGUGCUUGGAAGUUGGUUUAUUUGACACGCCUCCUUUUUAUUCCAAUUCUACAAAUAGUUUCCGAAACACUGUAGAAGGUUACAGUGAUCCCACAGGAAGGUAUGACCCUGCUGUUCGAACCCUUCACAAUUUGGCUCAUCUAUUCCUGAAUGGAACAGGGGGACAAACCCAUGUAUCUCCAAAUGAUCCUAUUUUUGUCCUCCUGCAUACUUUCACUGAUGCAGUCUUUGAUGAAUGGCUGAGGAGAUACAAUCCUGAUAUAUCCACAUUUCCAUUGGAAAAUGCCCCCAUUGGACAUAAUAGACAAUACAAUAUGGUGCCAUUCUGGCCUCCGAUUACCAACACAGAAAUGUUUGUUACUGCUCCAGACAACCUGGGAUAUACUUAUGAAGUUCAAUGGCCAAGUCGGGAUUUUAGUAUAUCUGAGAUCAUUACCAUAGCAGUAGUUGCCGCUUUAGUAUUGGUUGCAGUCAUUUUUGUGAGUGCUUCUUGUCUGAUUCGUGCCAGAAGCAACAUGGAUGAAGCCAAUCAGCCUCUCCUCACCGAUCAGUAUCAACACUAUGAUGAAGAGUAUGAAAAGUUACAGAAUCGUAAUCAGUCUAUGGUCUGAUGACAAAGUGACCUAAUGUCUUAGACAUUAGUGCCACAAAAUUAUCUGGUUGAAAAAUAAUAAAUUGAGUUACUAACAAUAUUUUCUUACACUUUCUUUCAUAUAUAUACAUAUGUUGGAACUGACGUUCCAUGCAUUUGUUUUCAGAGCUGGGAAGAGUCAUUCAGACUCUUUUCAUGAGGUUCUAAUUUUCAGCUCUAUUUAAAAUGGUGGGUUGCACUGUUUCCAUGAUAUUUAAGGGGAUAGUGUAAAUAUCUUUGGCAUGUUUUAAAGGUUGACUAUAUGAUGAUUUAAAUAAGGUGCUGUGCUUUGCUUAUAUGUUGAAGGAAAAUAAUGUUUGCUAGUAAAUCUAUAUUUAAAAUACAUGAGUGGGCAUUUCUAUAUUGUUAAAAUAUAAAUACAUUUCCAUUCAUUAAUAUUGGUCAACAGAUAUAAAGGAAGCCACAUUUAUUAGUUAAAAUAAAUUAUCUGGUGUUAUAAAUAAAUGAGAUCUUGAUUAACUUUUUAAAAUUGGACUUCCCAUUUAAACAUCGUUCAAAUAUAUCAUUUAGUCAGCAUAUAUUAUUUAGUCUUAGGGUCAAGGCCACAACAAAAUCACAGUCUUUGUCACACUUUAAAGAGGUAAAAGUUUCGAUACUGCCUAUGUUUGACACGUUCCCCACCUCUCAAUUCAAUGAAAAAGGAACUACCCAUGUAUACAUUUCACCUGCUAAUUUAUCUUCUAAUAUCUUAGAAGUCCACAAAGAAAGCAUAAAGGUAGAGAAUAUGCUUCAUAGUGCUCUACAAAUAGUAUUCUAUUCAUUGUGCUUAAUUUAAAUAGCAUUCUCUUAUCAUUUAUGAGCCUUUUUUGUAUUUUCAAAAUAAAAUAUUAAAUACUAUUUUAUUGGUCCCCUUUUCUGUCUAGUUUCAUAAGAAUGCUAUUUUUCUCCCAUCUUCUAAUAUGAAAUUUUUUUCUCUUUUCGAUUUUGUGCUACAAAACAAUAUUCCCAAGAAAGACUAUAUGAGCUGAUCAUAAGCAAAUAAAUGUUUUAAUUAAAAUUGGU
This is a messenger RNA of Lemur catta (Ring-tailed lemur), 2737 nucleotides long. It is a transcript of the gene TYRP1, whose product is annotated as tyrosinase related protein 1. Gene Ontology annotation, molecular function: oxidoreductase activity. The record is from RefSeq and is a predicted model, not a curated record. Gene Ontology annotation, biological process: melanocyte differentiation; melanosome organization. NCBI's taxonomy places the organism in Eukaryota, Metazoa, Chordata, Mammalia, Primates, Lemuridae. The coding region runs from base 84 to 1694 and encodes 536 amino acids. The transcript has 7 exons. Gene Ontology annotation, cellular component: melanosome.